CGCACUACGUCCCUAUGGUAUGCGCGAGGCGGCUGCUGCGCACCGCCAUUUUGGCUGGAGGCCGUAGGAACACGUUGAGUAGUUGAGAAGUGACGGCAAGAACUGAUUUGGCCUCUGCGCUCCUCUCCGCAAGGAGAUCGUUCUCUCCUGGAGAGCUGGAUAUUCUUACUUAGAAUAAUGGCGGAUAAAUUAACAAGAAUUUCUAUUGUCAACCAUGACAAAUGUAAACCUAAGAAAUGUCGGCAGGAGUGCAAAAAGAGUUGCCCUGUUGUUCGAAUGGGAAAAUUAUGCAUUGAGGUUACUCCCCAGAGCAAAAUAGCAUGGAUUUCUGAAACUCUUUGUAUUGGUUGUGGUAUUUGUAUUAAGAAAUGCCCCUUUGGCGCCUUAUCAAUUGUCAAUUUACCAAGCAACUUGGAAAAAGAAACAACACAUCGAUAUUGUGCCAAUGCCUUCAAACUUCACAGGUUGCCUAUCCCUCGUCCAGGUGAAGUUUUGGGAUUAGUUGGAACUAAUGGUAUUGGAAAGUCAACUGCUUUAAAAAUUUUAGCAGGAAAACAAAAGCCAAACCUUGGAAAGUAUGAUGAUCCACCUGAUUGGCAAGAAAUUUUGACUUACUUCCGUGGAUCUGAAUUACAGAAUUACUUUACCAAGAUUCUAGAAGAUGACCUAAAAGCUAUUAUCAAACCUCAAUAUGUAGACCAGAUUCCCAAGGCUGCAAAGGGGACAGUGGGGUCUAUUUUGGACCGAAAGGAUGAAACAAAGACACAAGCAAUUGUGUGUCAACAGCUUGAUUUAACCCAUCUAAAAGAACGAAAUGUGGAAGAUCUUUCAGGAGGAGAAUUGCAGAGAUUUGCUUGUGCUGUUGUUUGCAUACAGAAAGCUGAUAUUUUCAUGUUUGAUGAGCCUUCAAGUUACCUAGAUGUUAAGCAGCGUUUAAAGGCUGCUAUCACUAUACGAUCUCUAAUAAAUCCAGAUAGGUACAUCAUUGUGGUGGAGCAUGACCUAAGUGUCCUGGACUAUCUCUCGGACUUCAUCUGCUGUCUGUACGGAGUGCCAAGUGCAUACGGUGUGGUCACUAUGCCUUUUAGUGUAAGAGAAGGCAUAAACAUUUUUUUGGAUGGCUACGUUCCAACAGAAAAUUUGAGAUUCAGAGAUGCAUCACUUGUUUUUAAAGUGGCUGAGACAGCAAAUGAAGAGGAGGUUAAAAAGAUGUGUAUGUAUAAAUAUCCCGGAAUGAGGAAAAAGAUGGGCGAGUUUGAGCUAGCAAUUGUAGCAGGAGAGUUUACAGAUUCUGAAAUCAUGGUGAUGUUGGGGGAAAAUGGUACUGGUAAAACGACAUUUAUCAGAAUGCUUGCUGGAAGACUUAAACCUGAUGAAGGAGGAGAAGUACCAGUUCUAAAUGUCAGUUAUAAGCCACAGAAAAUCAGUCCCAAAUCUACUGGAAGUGUUAGACAGUUACUACAUGAAAAGAUAAGAGAUGCUUACACUCAUCCACAAUUUGUGACUGAUGUAAUGAAGCCUCUGCAAAUUGAAAACAUCAUCGACCAAGAGGUACAGACAUUAUCUGGUGGUGAACUGCAGCGAGUAGCUUUAGCUCUUUGUUUGGGCAAACCUGCUGAUGUCUAUUUAAUUGAUGAACCAUCUGCAUAUUUGGAUUCUGAACAAAGAUUGAUGGCAGCUCGAGUUGUCAAACGUUUCAUACUCCACGCUAAGAAGACAGCCUUUGUUGUGGAACAUGACUUCAUCAUGGCUACCUACCUAGCAGAUCGAGUCAUCGUUUUUGAUGGUGUUCCAUCUAAGAAUACACUUGCAAAUAGUCCUCAGACCCUUUUGGCUGGCAUGAAUAAAUUUUUGUCUCAGCUUGAAAUUACAUUCAGAAGGGACCCAAACAACUAUAGGCCAAGAAUAAACAAACUCAAUUCAAUUAAGGAUGUAGAACAAAAGAAGAGUGGAAACUACUUUUUCUUGGAUGAUUAGACUGAACCUGAGAAUACUGAUUUAAAAAAGAAACAUUUAUUGGCGUUUUUGUCAUAUAAAACUUUAAUCAGGUUUUAUGCCCCACAUAUUCUGAAGCCUGAAGCAUAAUUUAUUCAAAAGCCAGUUGUGUUGUAAAUUGUAGUCUGAACACAGAAAAUAGAAAAUGCCACUUUUCUGUUCUUGAUGAUAAGGCCCUUUUUGUCCAUAACAUUCUAAAAUGAAGACAUUUCAAGCUAUACUAAUUACCUCCAAAUUUUCAUGAUGUAUGGGAAGAUUUUCAAUAGGUGUAUUAUAUUCAUGUACCAAAUGCUGACCAGUGUUGCCCCCUUUUAAAAAUAUGGAAAAUCUUGGAAAAAGUUUCUGUACUUGCGUGGUUUGCCAACUAUAUCAGUAUAAUGAAAUUGCCCUUAUUUUAAAAGCUGGUCGUAGAUAACACUGAUGAAAUUUGAUAAAUAAACAUCAGGAUUAUAUUUGUUGUUUUCAGUCUUUGCACUAUAUUGUCAGUGUGUUUAGACUUUCAGAGGAAGAUUACCACAAAACACCACUGUCAGAAAAUGGCUGUACCAACAUAACCAUUGUUUACAAUGUUUCAGGUGCUUUUGAAACUAUCAAAAAUUACUUCAGUACUCCUUAUCCCCGCCAAGAAAAAAACCCUAACUUUACUACAAAUUACUGUUUUAGCAUUCUGUUAGAUUCUAUGUUCUGUAAUUAUUCUCAAGGUAAUGUCAUUCUUUAAACAUACAUUUAUAUAGUCACUGAUCAACAUUUAGGAAAAAGCAUUUUAAAGAAUGUUUGUUUCCCUUAAACGUGCAGGCUCAAAAUCUUUAGAGGUGGUGCCUAAGCAUCUGUAUUUUUUUAAACUUCCAAGCAUUUCUGAUGGGCAGGCCAAGGAAUGUGAGCCGUUUACCUAAAGGCAACAUUAAUGCAAACAAGUGCCCAGAUAGCAAUACAAAGUGUCCCCUUGGAACCAAAUAUUCGUAUAUUCAUUUCUAAGUUUGUAUAUUAGAGGACACUGUAUACAUCUAUUUGACUUUUAAGUUUUGGAUAGUAAGAGUUAUAAAAACUCAUCCAAGUCUCUAGUCCCUCAGUUUGAACAAUGGGGUAACUGUAGUGUGAAGCCACUUUCUAUUAUACUUCUGACUAAUAAAUGAACUGGGACUAACAAGCUUCAGGUGAGGAAAAGAGUUUUACUAAAUUAAUGGAGCAAGCAAACAAGAGAGGAAAAGUAUAAAUUAUUGAACAGACUUUUAGAGCUCCGUGAAAUAAUAGAAGCUUUGAUUAAUAUGCCAAUAGUGGAAAGUAUGGUUUAACUGGGCCCCAAUAGGCCUUUUAAAAAUUAAUGUAAUCCAUAAAUACGUUUGUAAAAACUUCAAAUAUACAGAAAUACAUGGAAUAAAGUUAUCGCCCUACACAUUACCCUCCCAAAGGUUACCAGUGUUUGCAUUUAAUAAUAUAUAUCCUUUUAUGUUUUUUCUGUGCACUUAACCUGAGUGUGAAUAUGUAAAAGGUUUGUUUUGUACAUAAAUGGGAUUAUACUAAAAUAAGUAGUGCCUAUUUUUAAAGAUAGGUUAAAUUUGUGAAUGAUUAUUUCAAAUAUAUUGAAUAAAAGAAACCAAAAGCUAUUUAUAUUUACUGAUGCUG
Molecule: messenger RNA, 3618 nt
Organism: Rhinolophus ferrumequinum (greater horseshoe bat)
Lineage: Eukaryota; Metazoa; Chordata; Mammalia; Chiroptera; Rhinolophidae
Gene: ABCE1
Product: ATP binding cassette subfamily E member 1
Exons: 18
Coding region: 178-1977 (599 amino acids)
Biological process (GO): ribosomal subunit export from nucleus; translational initiation; translational termination
Molecular function (GO): ATP hydrolysis activity; ribosomal small subunit binding; iron ion binding
Source: RefSeq, a predicted model, not a curated record